Messenger RNA from Meloidogyne enterolobii, 492 nucleotides. NCBI's taxonomy places the organism in Eukaryota, Metazoa, Nematoda, Chromadorea, Rhabditida, Meloidogynidae. The record is from the annotation of a GenBank genome assembly.
AUGCCCUACUGCACAUUCAAAUUUUUAAAAUUGAAUAAUUCCCCUUCCUCUUCAGUUAUGUUAGCAAAUUCUACAAACCAUUUAAUUCUGAAACUUUCUUCCCUUCCCUUAUUUUUAUCCAUUAUUCUUGUUCUAUUUACAUUUGGAAAUGCUCAGGAACCAGUAGAGCUAAUAGACUCAAACAAAAGUGAAGCAUUAAGUAACGACCAAAAACAAAAUUUAGAACAACAAUCAAAAUGCGGAACUAAAGAAACCGAUUAUACUCCUUGCAUGCCAAGGGAAAGGGCAGAUUCUAUUUUCAGUCACUGUUGCAGUCAGUACGUGCCUCAAGGCUGUCAUUCACUUUGUCAAUACGAGUCUGAUGAGUUGACAGCAAGAAAUUUGCUUCUUCAAGCAGUCAAGACAAAGAAAUGUGAUUUGAAGCAUUUCGGCACAAUUCUUUACUGCGCAUCGCAGAAUCAGGCAUAUAAUAAUUUAUAAUUAAUUUUAUUA